CAGCAGCAGUCACAGACAGAGAGGACGGAGAGCAUGUUAGUGAACGAGGGAGAGGAAGGGAGUCAGAGGAAAGCUGAGAGAUGCAAUGCUUCACAGUCUGUGGACUCCUCUGCUGCAAAACUCUUCUCAUUAAACAGCACCUUGUGUUCUGGAAGAUCAACGCAUUGAUGCAUUGCAGGAGCUGGGGAUGCAGAUAGUUCACCUUGGACUCAAGUCCAACAGUACCAAUUUGGACCUUUUUGGGAUCUACCAACUAAGUCGCCUUCCUCAAAGAGCAGCAUUGAUUCCGCCGUUCCAAGCAAAAGUAGACAGCGUCCGUUGUCUCGUAAGAACUUACCAAACCGAUUCUGAUCUUGAAGAUUUGAAGGCGCUCACCCUGGAAGCCCAAAAGGCCACCACCAAGGAUUCACCAAGGAGUCCAGGAGCCAACGUGACCUUGGAGCAAUUGUCACCUGAAUCCACUCUGGAGGCGCCCAGCAUGUCUCAAUCCAGAGGGCGUUUACACAAUAAAAAAGCCGGCAUUCGAGCUGCUGUCAUCCUGAUUGGACUCUUACACAAGUCUCGUAAAGCCAAAGAGAAGGAGAAGGAGAAAGAAGAGAGUGAAGGGAAACAGGAGCUGUUGAACAUCUCCAACGUCCCUCUAGGAGAAUGUCCCCCAUCACCGCCUCGCACCGCUCCUCCCAGCAUGAAGUCUGCGGAAUUCUUCGAUAUGCUGGAGAGAAUGCAGGUCCCUAAAGUUGAAGAGACCAAAAAAUGGAAGGAUGACUAUAUUCCCUAUCCGCGGAUAGAAGAUGUCCUAGAAAAAGGUGGCCCAUACCCCCAGGUAAUCUUGCCACAAUUUGGUGGCUACUGGAUUGAAGAUGCAGAGGCACCAGCUGGGACACCCUCGUCUUCAGAGUCCAGUUUCUGUGAAGACGAAGAUGGAGGAGAAGGUAUGAGUCCCGGUGAGGGACACAGCUAUCGUCUGGAGUGCAACAGCACAGCACGGGCCUAUCGCAAACACUUUCUGGGCAAGGAGCACAUGAACUACUACUGCACUGGCAGCAGCAUAGGGAACCUCAUCAUGUCCCUGAAGCAUGAGGAGGUUGAGGGCCAAGAAUUAUUGCGCAUUAUGCUCAGGUCAAGGACCAAAACAGUCCAUGAUAGAAUAUCCUUAGCGGGCAUAAACCAGCUUCCUAGUGUACCUCAGAUUGCAAAACUUCUAUGUGACGAUGCCACAGGAUUAAAGUUCAACCCAGCUCUUUACCCUCGAGGAUCUCAGUUGAUCGUAGCUUUCGAUGAGCAUGAGGUCAACAACACCUUCAAAUUUGGAGUGAUCUACCAACAAUUUGGACAGACAUCUGAAGAAGAGUUGUUUGGGAACAAUGAAGAGACUCCAGCUUUCAAGGAGUUUCUCAGCAUACUUGGUGACACCAUUGAACUUCAGGAUUUUAAGGGAUUUCGUGGCGGGCUGGAUGUGUCCCAUGGACAGACAGGGACUGAAUCAGUCUACACAGUUUUCAGACAAAGGGAGAUUAUGUUCCACGUGUCAACCAAACUUCCUUUCACCGAUGGCGAUGUCCAGCAGCUUCAGAGGAAAAGGCACAUAGGGAAUGACAUUGUGGCGGCGGUUUUUCAAGAAGAGCCUACCCCCUUUGUUCCUGACAUAAUUGCCUCCAACUUUCUGCAUGCCUAUGUGAUAAUCCAAGUUGAGAACCCAUGUACGGAGAACACGACGUACAAGGUAUCUGUCACUGCUCGGGAAGAUGUACCUCCCUUUGGACCCCCCCUUCCGAACCCAGCUGUCUUUAAAAAGGGCCCAGAGUUCCGAGAGUUUCUUUUGACAAAGCUGAUCAAUGCGGAAAAUGCCUGCUACAAAUCUGAUAAGUUUGCCAAACUUGAGGGUCGAACGCGAGCUGCGUUGCUUGACAACCUUCACGAUGAGAUUCACAGACAAAGUCAGGCCACUCUGGGUUUGAGAGAAGCGGAAGAGGAGGACAAGUUGGAGAAUGGUGGACAUGGAGGUCUGCUGGAGUCCUUCAAGAGGGCCAUGCGUGUGAGGAGUCACUCAAUGGAAACUGUGGUGGGAUCUAAUCGGCUAAGGAGCCCCGGUGGCGGAGGGGGUGUACCACCCAGUUUAAGUGGAGGAGCAAUGCCACAGAGUACUAGUGAAUGUACAAAGAGCACCUACAAUCCUCCUGCAUUGUCAACCAAAUCUUCCUUAAAGAGCCCAGUCAAAAGGCGAUCUGGACUCUUCCCUCGUCUCCACUCCAGCAUCGAAACUCCGUCCGAAAAAUGCACUCGAAGUGACCAAAAGUCUACAGAGGUCUGCCCACUGUCCCAGGAAGUGAGGUCAGAGACAUUAUCCAACCCCAGCUCACCUGAGAUCUGCCCUAACAAAGAAAGGCCUUUCACUAAAAUGAAGGAAAGCGCGAGGCCCAACAUUUCCCGGUCGUCAUCAAGCACCAGCAGUUUUAGCAGCAUUACUGGAGAUCCAGAAGCUUUGGAAGAUUUAGAGACAGCUAGCCAUCCCUCCAUAGCAUCAUCUUCUGCCUUCAGUCCUUCAAUCAGCAUCGACAGCCCCGUGUCAGGAACUCCUAUCAUCAUGUGCCGCAGCUCCACAGAUGGGAAAAAUAAGACAUCACCGAGGUCCAACUUGAAGUUCAAAUUUGACAAAAUCAGUCACUCGUCCACAAAUUCGGAGUAACUUGAGAGGGCCCGUGACUGGAGCUGUGCAAAACACAACCAGAAUCUCAAAAACCAAAUCAUUGUAAAACCACGUCCCCCAAGCCACGGUUGAUCAGGCAAGACUAGCAAGGACACCAUGGUCCCCAAAAUAACUGGCAAUACUGUGAGUGUAUAGCACCAAAUUGUAUUUUUGAGGUUCUUUUUGACAGACUUUUGGCAGACAGGAAUAAUUUAAUAUUUUACCAAUGCUCGGUGCAUUUACACGAUGUGGUAAAUUGUUCAUAUCGGAUUUACUAACCCUGGCCAGGCUGUAAUACUGUGAUUGUUGCGGUGAGCUCGACUCUGUCCAAAGCUUUUAUCCAAUUAGUCCGUGUUAGCUUAACACCGUACCCAGGUUUAAUGGGAACAUAAGCUAAAGGCUUAUUAAGGUUUUUAGCUUGUCGGCUGCUGGCCAGUUUAGAGGUUAAGGUGUGCCCCAUGUCUAAAAAUGAUCUGGCAAAUAGAUCCUAUUGAAAUAAAAUCAUACGUUCAUUAGUGAGGUAUUGGAAGUGUAUCAGUGUAGGAUUUGUUGUGUGUAUGAAAAUGUUCUUUUGUAGGACAUUUUUUUUGUUACCUUGCUCGCUGCUGCACUAUGACCGCUGCCGGAAUUCAGUCGUCCCGUGUGAUAGUAUUUUUUAUUUUUGUCAGGAUGUCAAAUCCCGCAAUCCAUGUGCUUGUUUUGCUGAAAAAUGUUGUGCAGUACGUGGUACUGCAUGAAUAUUUCAAAAUUUUAUUCUCUACUCGUAUUGUAACUGCGUAUUACUUUUAUUGUGUGUCAGGAUAAAAUCACCCGAGAGAGGUUUCACUCUUUUCUUUUCUUUUUUAAACAGAUUUUUGCACUCUGAAAACAUUCUUGCUAGCUCACCGUACCUGUGUACUAUGUGUAUGAUAUGUUUUCCUGUCAUAACUUGAUGACAUGAAAAAGGCUGAAUUAACCUUUUAACCAGUUCUGGCAAAAACAUAAUGAAUGUGAAAUUGAAGUGAUUCUGUUUUUAUGGCAUCCAUUAAAUGUGCAAUGCCAAGGUAGUUGCUUACAUGCACAACUAGGCAAGACUAGUUUAAAUUAUGGAUUUUUGGGGCAUCAGUUGGACAAAAGGGAGCUAGGGGAAAUACUACUUAAGAGUAUUCAUGCUUCCUGUGAUGAAACCCAAUUUUGGUUUCUAAAUGUUAUUUUGACAGAAUUAAUUUUUAUGAGAAUAAUUAUCUGGAGAAAAGAAAACAGGCAAAGACACCAGUUAAAAAUUGUAUUUCUCAUUGAGUUUGCAGCAGCCCUAAAUGCCUUGCCGCUUUUUCACUGUUAAUAUACUUAAUUUAUUAAAAGAUAUUUUUUUUAGUAUUGUAAAAAAUAAUUGAAAGGUACAUAAGGAAAUAUAACAGGAUGAGAGAUAUAUAUGAAUUUCAAAGGUGUCUAAUGUAAAUGUAUAUUUCGUUAUGUAAUGUGCCGCUGGAAAUGUAUUCAACAAAUAAAAUGUUGUAUUUUGUGUGA
Syngnathus acus (greater pipefish) is the source of this 4192-nucleotide messenger RNA. It is a transcript of the gene rap1gap2a, whose product is annotated as RAP1 GTPase activating protein 2a. Gene Ontology annotation, biological process: activation of GTPase activity; regulation of small GTPase mediated signal transduction. Gene Ontology annotation, molecular function: GTPase activator activity. The record is from RefSeq and is a predicted model, not a curated record. The coding region runs from base 188 to 2686 and encodes 832 amino acids. Lineage: Eukaryota; Metazoa; Chordata; Actinopteri; Syngnathiformes; Syngnathidae. The transcript is spliced from 23 exons. Gene Ontology annotation, cellular component: cytoplasm; plasma membrane.